GUUUGUGGAGGGGGAGAGGGAAGGAAAGUGAAGAGGAGUUGGGAGUUCUAGUUACUCAAACAUUGGUGGCUAAUAUUUAUGUCAAUCGAGAGUGUGGCGCUUAAGAAUGUGACCGGAUGAAAAACAAUCCAUAGACUGCAUUAGAAAUCGCAAGGGAUACAUAGUGAUACAUAGGUACUACACAGGGCGACGCAGGUAGUGUCAGCAUGUUGGUGGUGUGUGUUGCUGUGAUCUUCAGCCUGGUCUCGGUGAGUCAGACGGCUCCUUCUUCUCAAGACUGCGAGAAACUCCUCAAACCCCUGGACAUGGAGACCAAUGAUCUGCUCCUAGGGAAUUGGUCUUUGGUGGCUGUCAGCAACAAUCGACCAGGCGCCAGGACUCUAAGUGAAGUUCUGUUAAUUAACGCCCGAUGGGACAUUGUACGCUGGGAAAAGAGCGACGUACUGAAAAGCACCAUUUGUGUGAAAUAUCCCGAUAGGACCACUGGGCCAAGAAAUAACAUCUCUUUGCUGAUUAGUGAAAAAUGUCUCAGUUACAGUUUCAACAUGACUCUUGAAGACAACAAGCUUAGCUGGAUGUCCGGAGUGCCUUCCACUGCCAUUUUCCUGCCCACUUGUCCAGACUGUCUUUUGACCCAGACUACAACCUCCAUCAAUGGAAACACCUACAUCUCUCUGGAACUCUACAGUGAAAGAAGGGAACUCACUACUGAUGAACUCUCUCAGUUUAAAACACAGGUUGAAUGUCUCAAAAUGCCACCUGUGUAUUUCAUCAACACAACAACAGAGCUCUGUCCAGACUAUGUCGGAGUAGAACCCCAGAUGAAUUUCACACCCAACUUCUUCCGUGAAAUUCUGGACUUCAUGGAGAGAAAUAUUGUCAAGGUGUCGAUGAGAAUCAUUGAUUUCCUCAUCGAGAAGGGAGAGCACCAGGGUUUGUUAAGACCUGGAGAUGUCAGAGCCUCAGUUUUGAGCCUGUUGGAAUUAAUACGUUUUUUUGUAUUUAACUGAAGAUCUGUUUUAUGUUCUCAGUUGAAACCUUACAGUACAUCAUUUUAAUCUGCCCAAAUACUUUUGGAACCCUAAAAUAGG
Esox lucius (northern pike) is the source of this 1091-nucleotide messenger RNA. RefSeq lists its product as uncharacterized. The record is from RefSeq and is a predicted model, not a curated record. NCBI's taxonomy places the organism in Eukaryota, Metazoa, Chordata, Actinopteri, Esociformes, Esocidae. The coding region runs from base 207 to 1010 and encodes 267 amino acids. The transcript is spliced from 8 exons.